AUGGCUGGCUUUUGGGAUGAGAUGAGUAGCUAUGGACUUCCCAAUACGGCGACCAGUGCGGGACGAGUAGCUGUGGCCAUAUUGCUUGUCCCAGCUCGCUGGCUAAUUGAAGUCAGUAACAAUCCAACCUUGUCGACUUUGUCCCGAAGCCUAGUACGGAACGUGGUAUCUGGACACCAGUUGUCGCUCUUCUGGGCAAAUUGGAAAGAAGCCAUGAAGCUUGGACCAUGCGUCGUUCGGGAUGGUUGGAUUAGUUGGGCGGACGGCGGCCAAGCUAGUGGGGAUGGAUGGCCUUCUCGCACAAUGCCGUAUUUUGCCCACGGCUCUUCUUGGCAACUCGUGCGAGCCGCUGCAAAACUUCGCCUGACUCGCCCUGUUGCGUUGCAGCUCGGGGAGCCUCGCCUGGCCCUGCUCGAUGCACGCCCCCCUUCCACCUCUUCGAAGAGCCAACUCGCCUCCACAGCGAUAGCCGGGUUGGCUACUAGCGACAGCCUGGACAGUGGCAAAUUCUUUCCAUCCGCGGAGCGGUUAAACGCAAAAUUCGGCUUGGAAAUCCACAGAGGCGCUGCGGACGUGAUGAAGGGAGUCGUGGAGGCAGGCCGUGCCACCAAGAAUAGGAAUACAGAGAGAGGCGCAGUGUUGUCAAGGAACGGGGCCGAGGAAAGGUCGCAAGCUAAAGCACAUGGAGAAGCAGCCGAUAUCCAGGACCCGACAAGGAUGACGAAGCACGGCCAAAGUUCUCUUGUGAGGAUUGUUCAUGAUUGUGUCUCGGUGGUGAGACCGGGAUAUGCCCAAUUGAGCUGCAUUCGGCCGCGGAAGGACAUUUCAGAAAACCUGGAAGCUGUUCCGGCAACUCAAAAUAGGCGAACUGCUGCAUUGCGUGAGCUAGGUUCACCAAUGUAUGAAGUAAAUAGACAGCUCUGUGGAGGCCGAGGCGGGGGCGAGGCUGUUUCGACAAGUCUAGGUAGUCAGGCCGCUUUGCCUUUUCAAGAAGCUUGUUGGUUAGCGCAGAGGACGGGACAAGGGGCGAAGAACAGCCAGGUCGACUGCCAAACGCCAAGGACGUUUUUGGGGGCCAGCCAAGGAUACAUUAUUAGCAAGACUGAGACCGAGAGCGGCAAGGCUCAGAAGAUGGCAUCCGACUUGAUUGGGGGUGGCCAGCCACCUCGGGACGGGAAGCCAGAAAUGGUUCAAUGCAUUGCGAUUGGUCACAGUGACGAGGUCGAGCAAGUUGGGCAAGCGAGCGAACAAGCCAAUGAAUCGGGGUGCGGAAUUGCGUGUGGUGAUGUGGUUGAGAAAAAAGCCGUCACAGUGUGCGAGGGGAGAAGCUUUGUGACCAGGGCAAGCGAAAUGGCAGGAGGGCUGGCGUCAACAGGAGGGGCAGGCAGAGAUUACAGUGGCUUCAAGGCCCUGGAAAUGCGCUUGCCGUCCGCCUGCUGGAGAAGCUGGCCCACCAAAUUUACAGGUACGGGGGCCGCUAAAGUGACCAGGGGUGCGGAGCGGGCUCAUGGCCCCCACAGCUCAGUAGCUUGGUACCUAGGUUCUAUCAGACUAGUAUCUCGUAGGCGCAUCGUUGGAGAAUGCAACGUCCAGCGCAACCUUGUGGCUGGCCGCCUCGUCCUAGAGCUAGAGAUCUGCCCUAUUCCGGGCAGCCUUUGUUAUUUGCAAUCUUAUUUGUACGUUGCUUUGGAGAGGGCAAGCGUUGUACCCGUAGCGGGGGAAGUGCAGGCGAGGCGAGGCCCUCUACUCAGCUGGCAAACCGUAACCUACAGAGUAGCAGCAUGUAACAGAAGAAAGGCGGCCGGUCACGCAUCCUGCAUUCACUUUUGCGAGGUAGUUCUCUGCGCGCCGGCAUGUACCGGUGAAGCCGUUUUCGCCCCCGCCGGGCGGCAUCUUUCAUCACUGCCUGUGUCCCAUGAAGAAGGGGAACCCGCUGCGCAUCCACAGAUGGGGCCCACGACCAGAAAGAAAAAAUCCCCCAAGUGGUGA
Molecule: messenger RNA, 1989 nt
Organism: Cordyceps militaris CM01
Lineage: Eukaryota; Fungi; Ascomycota; Sordariomycetes; Hypocreales; Cordycipitaceae
Exons: 16
Coding region: 1-1989 (662 amino acids)
Source: RefSeq, a predicted model, not a curated record